AAAGAUUAGCCAAAAUCAAAGUAAGCUGAGAAAGCUACUCAUAUCCUCUCGCUCACUUGCUUGUCUGCUCUUCUCACCGGCCUUUCUUAAUUCUAUAAUUCAACUCUUCUGUUUUCUUCUCUAACUUUGCUUUUCCUGUUAUAGCCAUUGCCUCAUACACAUAGCAAGCAUUACAAAGUGAGAUAGAUAUUCACAUAGCAAGCAUUACAAAGUGAGCUCUGAAGAUAAUUGCGGAGAAUGAGUUUCAGAGAAGAUACCGAAGAUGUGAGAGGGGAUUUACGGAAACCGUUUUUACACACAGGAAGUUGGUACCGGAUGGGCUCCAGGCAAUCCAGCUUGAUGGGGUCGUCCCAGGUCAUUCGCGAUAGCUCCAUCUCUGUUGUCGCCUGUGUGAUGAUCGUCGCUUUGGGUCCCAUUCAAUUCGGUUUCACUUCUGGUUAUUCGUCUCCAACCCAAAGUGCGAUCACUGAAGAUCUUGGACUUUCUGUCUCGGAGUACUCUCUAUUUGGUUCGCUAUCCAAUGUGGGUGCUAUGGUUGGGGCUAUAGCUAGCGGUCAGAUUUCCGAGUAUAUUGGACGAAAAGGAUCUUUAAUGAUCGCUGCUAUUCCUAAUAUUAUUGGGUGGCUUGCUAUAUCUUUUGCUAGAGAUUCUUCUUUUCUCUACAUGGGAAGGUUAUUGGAAGGUUUUGGUGUAGGAAUUAUCUCAUACACGGUGCCUGUAUAUAUAGCAGAGAUAGCACCUCAAAACUUGAGAGGGGCUUUGGGGUCUGUGAAUCAGCUCUCUGUCACAAUCGGAAUCAUGCUGGCUUAUCUGCUUGGACUUUUUGUUCAAUGGAGAAUACUUGCAGUUUUGGGUAUAUUACCAUGUGUAGUCUUGAUACCUGGCCUAUUUUUCAUUCCAGAAUCUCCUCGGUGGCUGGCAAAAAUGGGUAUGACAGAAGAUUUUGAAGCUUCUUUGCAAGUUCUUAGGGGGUUUGAUACUGAUAUUUCACUUGAAGUGAAUGAAAUUAAGAGGUCCGUAGCUUCAACAAGCAGAAGAACUACAAUCCGGUUUGCGGAACUUAAACGGAGAAAAUAUUGGCUCCCACUAAUGAUUGGGAUAGGAUUACUUUUCCUGCAACAACUUAGUGGAAUUAAUGGUGUUCUAUUCUAUUCCAGCACCAUUUUUGAAUCUGCUGGCAUUAGCGAUAGUAAUGCAGCUACCUUUGGGCUUGGUGCCGUUCAGGUUAUUGCUACCGGUGUCACUACAUGGUUAGCUGAUAAGGCAGGCCGCAGGCUUCUACUUAUUGUUUCCUCUUCUGGGAUGACUGUCAGCCUCCUACUGGUUGCAGUAUCGUUUUUUGUACAGGAUUAUGUAUCAGAUGAAUCUACUGUAUAUAACAUUUUGGGGAUCUUAUCAAUAGUUGGAGUAGUGGGGAUGGUAGUUGCCUUCUCUUUGGGUAUUGGACCCAUUCCUUGGAUUAUAAUGUCUGAGAUUCUUCCAAUCAAUAUUAAGGGCCUUGCUGGAAGCGUGGCGACACUUGCCAAUUGGUUCUCUUCAUUUGGGGUUACAAUGACUGCAAACUUGCUUUUGAAUUGGAGCAGUGGAGGAACGUUUACCAUUUACAUGAUUGUCAGUGCAUUCACUAUUGCAUUCACAACUAUUUGGGUUCCUGAGACAAAAGGGAGAACAUUGGAAGAAAUUCAAAGUUCCUUCAGAUGAGAAGGCGACGUUGUUUUCGUUUGAUGAGAUUCAUUUUUUGUAACAUAAAAAGCCAGUCUUAGGGUUUCCCAUUUAUAAUGUCCUUUAGUUGCGUGAAUGAACAUGUAAGAAUUUUCGGAGCAUUAAAGAAAGAAGCAUUUGUUCCUAUUGGCA
Hevea brasiliensis (rubber tree) is the source of this 1854-nucleotide messenger RNA. RefSeq names its product sugar transporter ERD6-like 6. The transcript has 18 exons. Gene Ontology annotation, molecular function: sugar transmembrane transporter activity. The record is from RefSeq and is a predicted model, not a curated record. NCBI's taxonomy places the organism in Eukaryota, Viridiplantae, Streptophyta, Magnoliopsida, Malpighiales, Euphorbiaceae. Gene Ontology annotation, biological process: carbohydrate transport; transmembrane transport. Gene Ontology annotation, cellular component: membrane. Bases 238 to 1701 code for a protein of 487 amino acids.